ACCCCCCUCAAGCCUUCUACCAAAAGACUGACAUUUCCAGGCGUGAUGUCGGCCCCCGUUUCGCCUUGCCCGCUGACGCUGGCCUCCACGACGCCGGGGGCCUCCCCGCUGCCCUCGCCCCUCUCGCCUCCGCCCAGGGUGCCCGUGUUCCAGAGGAAGGGCGCCCUCAAGCACAAGAGGAUCGUGGAAGUGAAAGAUCACCAGUUCACGGCCCGCUUCUUCAAGCAGCCCACCUUCUGCAGCCACUGCACCGACUUCAUCUGGGGCAUCGGCAAACAGGGAUUCCAAUGUCAAGUUUGCAGUUUUGUGGUGCACAAAAGAUGUCACGAGUUUGUGACCUUCACCUGUCCCGGCUCGGUGACGGCGCCCCGACCAGAUGACCUGAGGAGUCGCCACGCCUUCAAGAUCCACACCUACGCCAGCCCCACCUUCUGCGACCACUGUGGCUCGCUGCUCUACGGCCUCAUUCAUCAAGGCAUGAAAUGUGCCUGUUGCGACAUGAAUGUCCACCGACGAUGCGAGACCAGCGUCCCCAGUCUUUGCGGCCAGGACCACACUGAGAAGCGAGGCCGGAUCCACCUGACGGUGCGAGGCGAGAAGGAAGACGUCUUUGUCACGGUGCGGGAGGCUCGUAACCUGAUGCCCAUGGAUCCGAACGGCCUGUCAGACCCGUACGUGAAACUGAAAUUGAUUCCCGACCCGAAGAGCCACAGCAAACAGAAGACCAAGACCAUCCGCUCAACUCUCAAUCCGGUCUGGAAUGAGAGUUUUACAUUUUCCGUGCGCGGCCACCAGUGGGACCGGCGUCUGUCGGUGGAGGUGUGGGACUGGGACCGCACGUCCCGCAACGAUUUCAUGGGGGCGCUGUCCUUCGGAGUGAGCGAGAUCUUCCGCCGUCCCAUCAGCGGCUGGUUCAAGCUGCUGGCCCAAGACGAGGGAGAAUAUUACAACAUCCCCGUGCCCGACCCGGACCUGCAGGAGCCCCAGCCAGACGGUGUCACGCCCUCGCCGGCUCAAGUCGGCCCCGCCUCCUCGUCCGAGGCCCUCCCCGUGGCCCUGCCACUGACCCCCGCGCCCUCCUGUCCGCCUUCCCACUCUCACGGGCCGGGCAAGGGCAAGAUGGGCGUCCACGACUUCCACUUCCUCAUGGUGCUUGGCAAAGGCAGCUUUGGCAAGGUGCUGCUGGCGGAGGAGCGAGGCAGCGAGCGUCUUUUUGCCGUCAAGGUGCUAAAGAAAGACGUCCUCUUCCAGGACGAGGACACGGAGAGCGCCCUGGUGGAAAGGAGGGUGCUGGCGCUCCAGAUGCGCCCCCACUUUCUCACAUCGCUCUACUGCGCCUUCCAGACUGAGGAUCGGCUGUACUACGUGAUGGAAUACGUCGACGGGGGGGACCUGAUGUUUCACAUUCAGAUCAUCGGGAAGUUCAAAGAGCCUCACGCGGCGUUUUACGCGGCGGAGAUUGCGGUGGGCCUCUUCUUCCUCCACAGCAAAGGGAUCAUCUACAGGGAUCUGAAGCUGGACAAUGUGCUGCUGGACAGCGAGGGCCACAUUAAGAUCGCCGACUUUGGGAUGUGCAGGGAGGGCAUGUUCGACGGGGACACCGCGCACACCUUCUGCGGCACCCCGGACUACAUCGCCCCCGAGAUUGUGGCCUAUCAGCCCUACAACAAAGCGGCGGACUGGUGGUCUUACGGAGUGUUGCUCUACGAAAUGUUGGCGGGACAGCCGCCUUUUGAUGGCAUUGACGAGGAGGAGCUUUUCCAGUCCAUCAUGGAACAGUGCGUUUCCUACCCCAAGAGUCUCUCCCGCGAAGCCGUCGCCAUCUGCAAGGGGCUGCUGACAAAGCACCCCGCCAAGCGCCUGGGUGGAGGAGAGGACGCCGAGCGCGAGAUCAGGGAGCAUCCGUUCUUCCGCUGGAUCGACUGGGACCGUCUGGAGAGGCUGGAGAUCCCGCCGCCUUUCAUCCCCAGAUCGGGCGGCAGAAAAGGGGAAAACUUUGACAAGUUCUUCACGGCGGCCCCGUCGGCGCUCACUCCCUCCGACCCGGACGUGCUGGCGGCCGUCAACCAGGAGGACUUCCAGGGCUUCUCCUUCCUCAACCCCGAGUUUGCCCCCUCGCCGCUCACCGCCGUCUAAAAAUAACCUCGCCGAUCGUCGAGGUCGAUGCUAUUUCAUCCAACUUGACAGAUUCAAGUAGGCCGACAUUAGAGAGAGAUAGCCAGUGUUGUAGACCCCCGCGGAAGAGUCGUUUGGGGGGGGGGGGGUAAAUAGCUAUAUGACCUCAUCAUUUAGCAUGCGGACUAUGUAGAUGUUUUUUUGUUUUUUUUCCAUUGAAGUUACCAGAAAGAGAUGGAGCAGCAGAUUUAUUGCGAUUAGAGACUCGGUAAGCACUUGACAAAAGUUGCCCCUGCUGCACCGAAGGUUCCUCCGAUGACAGACACGGUGAAAGUUCUU
Molecule: messenger RNA, 2454 nt
Organism: Hippocampus zosterae (dwarf seahorse)
Lineage: Eukaryota; Metazoa; Chordata; Actinopteri; Syngnathiformes; Syngnathidae
Gene: prkcg
Product: protein kinase C, gamma
Exons: 17
Coding region: 46-2136 (696 amino acids)
Biological process (GO): protein phosphorylation
Molecular function (GO): zinc ion binding; ATP binding; diacylglycerol-dependent serine/threonine kinase activity
Source: RefSeq, a predicted model, not a curated record